AUGGUGAUUCUCUCUACUGUGCAAACGAUCCAUGAGACCACCCAAGAUAUCGAUCGUGGGGUCAAAAGGCUACGCCAGCUCGGUGAUGACCAAGAGUACCAAGCUGUUGUUGAUUGGCUUACACCGACCCUAUUCUGUCCCGGUAUACCUGGAGCAGGUAAAACUAUGAUCACUGCAACUACUAUCGAUUAUCUUUACCGUGAAUACCGGAAUAAGCCUAUGACUAGCAUCACCUAUAUCUUUGCAAUCUCCGACAGCAGCACGAACAGCGGAAUUCUAAGCACCCUGUACAGUGUCGCUGGUUCUUACUCAAAAGUUUUCAUCGUCAUCGACGCGCUGGACGAAUGUCAGGUCUCCAAUGAAGAUCGGGCAAGAUUUCUCCACUACUCAGAUACAUGGGGCAUGACAUCGCUAUCCCGGGCAGCAAAUGGGGGCCAUGAGGCUGUGGUUAAGCUCCUGCUGGAAUGGAAUGCUGGUACCGAGGAAAAGUCUCGUAAGGGUGAUACACCUCUUAUUAUGGCCGCUGACAACGGCCAUGAGGCAGUGGUACGAGCUCUACUAGGCAGGAAUGCUAGUGUUGAAGCAAAGAACAAUUCCGCUUACACUGCGCUUCUAUUGGCAGUUCAAAAUGGGUAUAAGGCGGUUGCCAGUCUCCUGCUGGAGAAGGGCGCCAAUACUUAA
Molecule: messenger RNA, 681 nt
Organism: Aspergillus pseudotamarii
Lineage: Eukaryota; Fungi; Ascomycota; Eurotiomycetes; Eurotiales; Aspergillaceae
Product: ankyrin repeat domain-containing protein
Exons: 5
Coding region: 1-681 (226 amino acids)
Molecular function (GO): protein binding
Source: RefSeq, a predicted model, not a curated record